UGCUCCCCUGUCCGUGGUGUCCCCCGCCCUGUGCCCCGAGCUCCCCGGGACAGGCUCCAGGCUCCCCGCGACCCUGUGUAGGAUAAGUGGUAUGGAAAAUGGAUGGAUGUUAAUCACGUCCAGGUCUGUAAUCCUCAUGCCCCUCCUCAGCCUCCACACGGAGGAUAAAACCUUCCAGAGCCUUUCCGAAACGCAACUCAUCUCUCCGACGAUGUUUCUCCUGCGGUUCCUCAGCACCUUUUUCACAGCACUGAUCCCGGACGAGGACAAAAAGAAGCUGAAAGCAGGCACAUAUGACAUCUCCAUGUUUAAGCGUGGGGAUCUCCUAGAGGUUCCACGAACGCUCUUCACACAUUUUGGGAUCUACCUGGGCAACAACCGUGUGGCUCACCUCAUUCCUGACAUCCUGCCCGUUAUCUCAUCUGAUAAAAGCGCCAUCUCCGCGAUGGUGACCAACAACCGGCUGAUCCUGGGUGCGAUCAUGAAAAAGGCCAGCGUUCGAGUGGACUCUGUGGAGGACUUUGCGUACGGAGCUGAGAUUCUGGUGAACAGCAUGGACAGGGUGUGCAGUCGGCCGCCGCUCCACGGUGAAGAGGUGGCCAGGCGAGCGGAGAAGCUGACGGGAUCCGUGGAUUACAGUCUGCUGUGGUUCAACUGUGAACAUUACGUCAUGUUCUGCAGAUACGGAACCAGCAUGAGCUUUCAGACCUACCAGUUCUGUAAAAGUGUCAGGAAGAUGGUGUUCAGUAGGACCAGCUCAUUCCUGAGUCUUGUGAUGUGUGUGUUCAUUACGGUGUUCCUGGGCAGUGUGUCGGUGUGUGGAGUGUUACUCAUGCUGAUCAUUCCCUUCACCAUAUGGAUGGCAUCGUGACUCUAAAGGUUAAUACAGACCAUGGUUUACUGGUCUCCAUGUAACUUUUUGCAUUGUUAUUACUGAACACUGUCGUGUAGAUUAGGAGUUAUCACUGUGUUCAUCUCACUACUGAUAUACAUUAGUGUAGAGAAUAAAAUCUACAUCAAGCUGGUGGAAAGUUCCAGAUUACGUGUGAACACUGAAUCUUAUGUGAGAAUAUCUGAAAUAAUUUAUUUUUUUUAUUGUACAAUAAACUUGGCAGCACAGUAGCGUUCUCUCCUCACAGUUCCUGCUUCCAUCUAGAGCUCAGGUUCUUCCCAUGUCCAUGCGGGUUUCCUCUGGGUUCUCUGGCUUCCUCCCACCUCCUAAAAGCAUGGUAGCGUCUGGACUGGCUAAGAUACAUUACCAUUAAGUGUGCAUGAAUGAAUGAAUGUGUGUGUGUGUGUGUGUGUGUGUGUGCGUGUGCGUGCGUGUGCGUGCGUGCGCGCGCGUGCGCGCGCGUGUGUGUGUGUGCGUGCGAGUAUGUGACACAUUGAAGUUAUAUCCAUGGAGUAUUCCUGCCUCACACCCAGAGUUCCUGGGAUAGACUCCGAAUCCACCACCACACUGACCAGGAUAAAGUAAAUGAAUGUAUGCAAUGUUUCUGAACAGAUUAAUAAUAUGAAUGUAUUCAUAUUAAUUUGUGGUGAUUUUUCUUUUGUCUCUGUCUCAACCAACACACUUUAUAUUAUACUCUUUAUAUAGCUACUGUGUUUAUGGUACAUUGAGAAAACCUUAUGUGUUUGGAAAUAAAUUAUAAGAUCAAUGUGUGAAUAAAUACCAUUUAUUUCUUUAUAUAUAAAGAUGGA
Molecule: messenger RNA, 1701 nt
Organism: Ictalurus punctatus (channel catfish)
Lineage: Eukaryota; Metazoa; Chordata; Actinopteri; Siluriformes; Ictaluridae
Gene: lratb.2
Product: lecithin retinol acyltransferase b, tandem duplicate 2
Exons: 3
Coding region: 92-871 (259 amino acids)
Biological process (GO): retinol metabolic process
Molecular function (GO): phosphatidylcholine-retinol O-acyltransferase activity
Source: RefSeq, a predicted model, not a curated record